Molecule: messenger RNA, 2079 nt
Organism: Paramecium primaurelia
Lineage: Eukaryota; Ciliophora; Oligohymenophorea; Peniculida; Parameciidae
Source: the annotation of a GenBank genome assembly
AUGUCGAAUAUCUACUUAGCUUUAGUAGUGUUCUUGAUUAUGUCCAAUCUAAAUCUUGGAGUAACUCAAUGGUUACCUACAUAUGAGGCAUUCACAGGUGAAAAUAUCGACGAUCUAAAUGGUACAAUUUAAUGUCAGCAAACAUAGGAUGGGUGAUACAAAAUCAAUAUGAAGCUACAUUUGAUGUUGUAACAAAAUGUGGACCAAUAUAAAUUUUAGGAGGUUUGAAGUCAUUUGGUUCCCAAACAACAUUAACAAAGUUGAUUAAGAUUCCUCCACAUUAUAGACUUAAAUUUAUAAUACAAUUAUGGAAGUACUACCCAACAGUUAUAUAGAAUAGGCGAUUGGGAAAAUGAUAAAAUUUAAGUGUUUGUGGAUGGUGUACCUUGGGAAAUGAAAUGGGGUUUUACAGAAGGAGCAAAAUAAUUAUGUAGUGGUCCAAAAAUACCUAACAGUGAUAAAGUUUAUGAUGUUGAAUUUGAAGUAGCUCAUAAUUCUCCAACAGCUACUAUCGUUAUAGCUAGUACUUAAGUUCAGAAAGCAGAUAAAUAGGCAUGGGGCAUGAGAAAUAUAAAAAUCUCUUUUAAAGAUUGUCCAUCUCAAUGUGGAAUAUGUCAUAAUGAUAAAGUUAAUGAAUGCAAAUUUUGGAAGUAAGUUGAUCUUAGUUGGUUUCGUACUGAUACUUCAUUAGAAGGAUGGAAUUUAUAAGAAGGAAAAUAAAAAUCUUUUUAAUGUUCAGGAAUUGUUAUGUUUGGAGGCCCCAAUAAUAUCGGUAGUAAAGCCGUUUUAACUAAAUAAACAAAAAACCUUCCUCCUCAUUAAAAAGUAAUGAUCAAAUUCACUUUAUGGAAAGUAUCAUAAUAUCAUAUAUUUUAAGUUUGGAUUAUGGGAUAAUGAUCAAUUUUAUGUGUAUAUUGAUGAUGAAUAAGUAUAUAAGUAAACAUUCUAAAAAUUAGAUGGAUUAAGCAUAUGUGGAGAGUAAUUUUUUAUUAUUUAUGUUAUUAAGUUCAAAACCAGGAUGUGGAUAGAAAUUAGUAAAUAUAGAAAUAAUCUAAAAGCAUAAGAAGAAUGAAAUGACAGUAAAAUUCACUUCUUCUUUAAAGUAAGGUACAUAUUUAUUUAACAAUAUUUUAGAUCCUGAAGAUCAAUCAUGGGGUAUAAGAGAUUUUUUCUCUUUUGUAGCAGAAUGCCCAAAAUUUUGUAAGAGUUGUUUUGGAUCAGGAGAUAAUGAAUGUUUAAAAUGUGAAGAAACGCAUUAAUUAAUUGAAGGGAAAUGUAUUAAUAAAGAUGAUUGGUUUAUUUUAUCAAAAGAGUUAAAUGAUUCAUAGAGUUUUAAAAAGAUAAAAGAAUGGUAGAUUGAAAAUAUAGACCCAAUUCAAUCUGAAGUUGAGAGUUCACCUAUCACAUAAUGUGGUAAAGAUGUCAGUAUUUUUGGAGGCUACAAAAUAUUGGCAAAAGUAUAUUAUAUUAUAUUAUUUAGAAAUCAUAAGUUUCAAAAGUUUAUACUAAUAUUCCUGCACAUAAUUUCUUAAGAUUACGAAUUACUAUGUAUAAAAUAGACAGAUGGGAUGGAGAAGAAUUGAUUAUAUUAGGGGAUGAUAAAUAAAUAUGGAGUUAACUUUUAGGUUGGAAUGACCCUGGGUAAUCAAAUAUAUGUGGUGAUCCUAAAAGUCCAUGGAAAGAAAGAAUUAUGUUUAUAGAUUAAGUUAUUGAGCAUAAUAAAGAUGAAUUUAAAUUAACUAUUACAUCAACUUUAUAAGCAACUGCAGAUAUUGCUUCAUGGGGAUUUAGAGAUGUUAUGUUACUAUAUUCUCCCAUAAAAGAAUGCAUUACAGUUUUUAGUGAAUGUAAUUAUGAAGGUGAAUAAGGAUAGAUUUGUGAUAAUAUUGAAGAAUUAAAUAAAGUAUAAAUUGAGUAUAUAAUUUAUAGUUUAAUUUUCAAAUAAAAUCAAUGUAGAUACCUGAAGGAUUGAAAUUUGUUGGUUUUAAGAAUGCUAAAUUUAAGGGAGAUAGAGUUGAAUACUCAACUAACUAGAAAUGUCUUGAAGAUAUUUAAUUUUCAUUUAUCUAAAGAUUAUGA